AUGUCUGUGGAAGACGGAAGUGGAGAGAGCGAGCCGAGACAUUACUGUCAGCUCAACCCGACAGUCCCUGUCCUGCGGCGCUACUUCAGCGGUGAGGACACAAGGCCCGACUUCCGCCUUAGUAGGGCCUCAAUACAACUCCUUUUGCAGACCACAGGCUCACACAGGCAUCAUGGGUGGGGGGCAGAGCUGGAGACUCUUGUGCUCCUCUUCUGGCUGGCCUCAGGGGCAUCUUACAGGGUCGUGGCAAGGGUGUUUGACAUGCCCCUCUCCACUGUCCACCGCAUUGUCCAUCGUGCGAUGGAUGAUGUGAUGGCUGUGCGGUGCCUGUUCAUCCACCUGCCACGAACCCUGGAGGAGGUAGGUGCUCUUGGGGAGGGCUUUGCCCAUCUGGCAGGGCACCAAGUCUUCUCUAAGGCUGCUGGAGCCAUUGAUGGCUCCCACAUUAGGGUGCAAUGUCCUGGGGCCGCUGAUGGCCAGGACUAUAAAAACAGGAAAUUGUUCUCAUCCGUGGUCCUACAGGCAGUGUGUGACCACACGGGACGAUUUCUAGAUAUUUUUGUUGGUUGCCCAGGGAGUGUUCAUGACUCUCGGAUUCUGAAGAAUAGCCCCAUAUCUGUCAAGAGGUCUUACCCCCCUCCGGGGUAUUUCAUCUUGGCAGAUGGUGGCUAUCCUUGCCAAACAGAACCUGUGGCGCUUAUUACACCGUAUAAGCAGCCAGUGAGAGGCGUGGCAGAGCAACGGUUUAACGCUCAUCAUUCCCGGGGCCGCAUCAUCAUUGAGCGUGCCUUCGGGAUGAUGAAGUCCCGCUUCAGGUGCAUCUUCCAAGAUACACUUGAAGUACAUGUUGACUCUGCCUCCAAGGUCAUCUCAGUGUGUGCAGUUCUCCAUAACAUCUGUCUAAGGGUGGGUGACAUCGAGCAGGUUGAGGUGCACCCCCCACGGGAUAAUGUGGGUGGCGGAGCAGACGAAGAUACACCGAGUGGCAGAGAAUGGAGGGAGGCCCUCACCAACGCCCUUAAUCCUCUGCUACAGCUGCCCGUCGACCAUGAUUACAUUCUGCCGGGCUAA
Messenger RNA from Engraulis encrasicolus (European anchovy), 1071 nucleotides. RefSeq names its product putative nuclease HARBI1. The transcript is spliced from 5 exons. The record is from RefSeq and is a predicted model, not a curated record. NCBI's taxonomy places the organism in Eukaryota, Metazoa, Chordata, Actinopteri, Clupeiformes, Engraulidae. The coding region runs from base 1 to 1071 and encodes 356 amino acids.